Messenger RNA from Acanthosepion pharaonis, 1056 nucleotides. The record is from the annotation of a GenBank genome assembly. NCBI's taxonomy places the organism in Eukaryota, Metazoa, Mollusca, Cephalopoda, Sepiida, Sepiidae.
AUGAUAUCCUUACGAUAUCAGCAAAACUUUACUGCAUAUGUUCUUUUUCUCAUUUGUAUAUCUAUCUAUCUAUCUAUCUAUCUAUCUAUCUAUCUAUAUAUUCAUUAUUCUUUUUUCUUUCUCUAUCCUGGUGUAACUUUUCCUUUCUUGACUUUACACUUAACACUAAUCUAUCUUUCUUUCUUUCUUUCUUUCUUUCUUUCUUUCUUUCUUUCUUUCUUUCUUUCUCAUUUUGCUUCAUUCCGUUCCACUUUCUUAAUGAUUUAUCAUUUCAUUAUUUUUCCCAUUCUCCUUCGUAUUUUUCACCUCGAAGCGUUUUACAUUUUUACUGUCCAUCUUUCAAUCAUUUUCCUUAUGCAUUCUUCUUUUCAUUUCUUCAUUGAUUUCGUUUUAUUCAUCUUUUUCUAUUUGAAUUUUUCUUUCUUACUUCUCCAUUCUUUCAUGUUUAUCUCCCAUUCCUUUCGUUCUUUUUCUGCACUUCUUUUUUCUUUCUUUUUCAAUCUUACCGGCAUUUCUUUGUUUUCAUUUUUCAAUCUUUUUCUUUUCUCCUUUCUUUCUUUUUUGUCUUUCCUUUUUCUUUCUUUCUUUCUUCUUAAGAUUUUCCUUUCUUUCGUUAACUAUUUUUUCUGCUUUUCUAUAUUUAUUUCAUUCCUUUAUUUCUUUCUUUUCAAUUUAAUUAUUUUCAUUCUUUAUUUUAAUAGUGUUAUUUUUUCUUAUUUCUUUUCUUUCGUCCUUUCGUUCCUUCUUUCGUUUCAUUUUUUCUUUCUUUUUUUAAUUUUUUCUUUCUGUCUUUCGUUAUUUCGUUUCUUGUUACUUUUUUUCUUUCUUUCUUUCUUUUUUUAUUUGUUUUCCUCCUUUAUUUUUUAUUUUUUUCUUAUUUCUUUUGUAUGUUUUGUUUUCUGUCUUUUGUUCUUUUGUUUGUUCCUUUCUUUCUUUCUGUCUUUCGAUUUCAUCCUUGCUAUUUUAUUUCCUUCCAUUUUCUUUCUUUCUUUCUUUCUUUCUUUCUUUCUUUCUUUCUUUCUUUCUUAUCCUAUCUAUUCAGCUUAUACGCCAUAA